AUGGCUACCCGUCGCGGGGCGUCGAAGGAGACACAGUCCGAGGUCGCGAGUCCCAGAGUAGCCCAGCCAGUAGGAAAUCCAGAGUACAGGACUCUCCCCGGCGGAGUCCUGUGGAAGUUCAUACUGUACUCGGUUCUAAUCGUCUGCUGUCCUCUGGCGACAUACUUCGGAACCGUCAAUCGAGUGUUUGAAGGGAAUUCCACAUACGCCGGCGCGGCAGCAGCUGGAGCGGCCAACAUUAUCCUCAUCACCUAUAUCAUCUUCGCGAUCCGUGAGGACGUCGAGAACGAGAAGAAGGCGGACGCAGAGUUCAAGAAGCAGAAGUAG
Arthroderma uncinatum is the source of this 327-nucleotide messenger RNA. RefSeq lists its product as uncharacterized. The transcript has 3 exons. Bases 1 to 327 code for a protein of 108 amino acids. Lineage: Eukaryota; Fungi; Ascomycota; Eurotiomycetes; Onygenales; Arthrodermataceae. The record is from RefSeq and is a predicted model, not a curated record. Gene Ontology annotation, biological process: vacuolar proton-transporting V-type ATPase complex assembly. Gene Ontology annotation, cellular component: endoplasmic reticulum membrane.